Planococcus citri (citrus mealybug) is the source of this 3941-nucleotide messenger RNA. Its product is annotated as mutS protein homolog 4-like. Gene Ontology annotation, molecular function: ATP-dependent DNA damage sensor activity; ATP binding; mismatched DNA binding. The transcript is spliced from 16 exons. Lineage: Eukaryota; Metazoa; Arthropoda; Insecta; Hemiptera; Pseudococcidae. Bases 94 to 3648 code for a protein of 1184 amino acids. Gene Ontology annotation, biological process: mismatch repair; reciprocal meiotic recombination. Gene Ontology annotation, cellular component: nucleus. The record is from RefSeq and is a predicted model, not a curated record.
UUCAUUGUUUUAACGACUUUUUCAAAUUUCUUCAUUAGUGUUAGUUAUUUUAAUGAAUUUUUCGAGUUGAUUUCGCGUUAAAUUCGUGUUAAUAUGAAUAUUAAAAACUGGGGUGUGAAUCAAGACGAUAUAUCGUUCGAUUUAGAUAAAGAUUUUCUCUACAGUAAAAAUCCUGCUCGACGUAAAGCUCAACAAGCACAAAAUCAAAGCUAUGAGAACAAGAUGCCUUCAUUACGUGUUCAAGCAACUCAAUACGUUACUCGUGAUGGUUUACCGACCAAGCUAGCUCUGAAUUCAUCGAUAUCUUCGCCUUUCGUGCAGAGAUCAAAUAUACGAUUUCCAGCGUCGUUUAAUUCGAGGUUCAAUAAUAGGACGGAAACACCUCGCGAUAUAUUCAACAAAUACGCUGUUCCGAUUGACGGAGGAGAAACUAGUCGAUCUACUUUAGAUUUUAGUAACAUAUUCAAGGUGGAUUUCGGUCCGAUUUGUAAACCUUUGCUACCGCAGAUCACCGAGAAUAAGGAAGGCGAUCGAGAACGAUCUCCUGUUGCAGCGACGAAUACGAAGAGUAAACCUUCGAAGUUAUUUUUUAGUACGACGGUUGAAACAAAAACGAUACCGCCGUCAUCGUCGAGUAUACGUAGUAAUAAAUCAAAUGCAGCUUCGGCUAAAAGUGUUGAUAAUGAUGAACCGGUUAUUGGAAAAGCGAGCAAAUCAGCAACGUCAGCGGCUCCUAGUUCGACAAAUCAUACCAUAAUAGCGAUAAUAGAAGGUCGAGGUCAAUCCAGAGGUGAAGUAGGUAUCGCAGCGGUGGAUGUUAAACGACCAUUCUUAAUUCUAUGCCAAAUCAAUGAUACUCAAACGUACAUGAAUACAUUGAGAAAAAUAAACAUAUUGAAUCCUGUUCAAAUUUUAGUUCCGAAUUCGUUCUGCGAUAAAACGAACAAAUUGUAUCAAUUAUUGCUGGAGAAUUUCCCUAGGAUAUCGUUCGUUAGCAUUCAACGUAAAUUUUUCAACGAUUCUCAAGGGUUGCAGCAAGUACAAGGGUUAUGUUUACCGGAAUAUUCAUCGGUCGAAUUAAUCGUAUUGAGAAAAACUCACGCUUUAAUGGCGACGGCGGCGUUGAUAAGAUAUUCCGAAUUCGAGCAAAGCAUGAUGUUCGCUCCGAAAUCUGUUCGAAUUGAGUAUCAGAGCGGAGAUAAUAUUGUAUUUAUAGAUUUAGAAACAUCUCAAAAGCUAGAACUCGUUAUAAGCCAAAGUAUUGGAAACACCACGACUGAAAAUACGCUAUACUCGGUUUUGAAUAACUGCUGUACCAUCGGAGGGCAAAGACGACUCAGGUCUUUGAUUUUACAACCUUCUACCGAACAAUCUGUCAUAGAAGAACGUUUAGAUUGCGUUACUGAAAUGAUUGAAACGCCUGAAUUGUUUUAUUCGCUUAAAGCUCUAUUGCCCAAAUUCUUGGAUAUCGAACAAUUGCUUUGCCUAUGUACUCAAAUUCCAAAUGUCAAAGAUACAUUGCGAGGUGCCGAAAUCCAGAUAAACAACGCUUUGUUGCUGAAAACUUCACUCGAGGUGCUUCCCGCUUUGCAAGAUGCUUUGAAAAAUGCGAAGAAUAAAUUUUUUCAAGAUUUUGUUGAUGUUUUGGGUAAUCCGCAGUAUAAGCAAAUGACUGAUAAAAUAUGCGAAGUUUUGAACGAUGAUUCGCGCGUGAGCAAAAGUUUUGUAAUGUCUCAGUUCCAAAGAUGUUUCGCUAUUAAAACUGGAAUCAAUGGAUUCCUUGAUAUUGCUAGAUUAACGUAUUCCGAAUUACUUAGCGAUUUCAAUGAAGUCGUUGAAAACUUGAUUAAAGAGUAUCGAUUACCAUUGGUUAUAAGAACGUUACGAAGCAAAGGAUCCGUUUUACAGAUGAGAUUGACCAAUGAGAAUAAGAAUUUCAAUCUGAAAGAUUUGCCACCGAUUUUUAUUCAAGUUCAAAAGACAAGAUCUCUAAUUACGAUGACGACCAAAGAAUUAUUAUUUUUGAAAGAACGGAUGAAUCAUUUCAUACACGAAAUUGAGCUACUCAGCAGUUCAAUAAUUUUCAACAUGCUCGAAGACAUUCGACCAUUUAUCGGUAGUUUAUACAAACUGUGCGAAUGUAUCGCCGAAUUGGAUGUUAUCAUGUCGUUUGCCCAGAUAAGCAAAAAUCUAAUGUACGUGAAACCGAAAUUUUCCAAAGACUGUACCGAUUUAAAAGCCUCUUUACAUCCUAUUCUGAACCAUAUCGCGUAUUCGAAGCCGGUAGCUAAUGAUAUUUUUCUUUCUACUAAUCAAAAUUUUUGCGUUAUUACCGGUCCUAAUAUGGGCGGUAAAAGUGUAUAUAUUCGACAAAUUGUACUUUUACAAAUAAUGGCUCAGAUUGGCUGCUACGUACCUGCUGAUUCAGCACAAUUUCGAAUCACUGAUAGAAUUUUUGCCCGAAUUGGAUUCAACGAUAAAAUCGAAUGUAACGCUUCGUCUUUUAUUUUAGAGAUGAAAGAAAUGCAGUACAUUAUGAAUUCGAUGACUCCCACCAGUCUUAUCAUAAUCGACGAAUUAUGCCGAGGAACGUCGACCGAAGAAGGUAGCUGUAUCGCUUGGGCAAUUUGCGAAAAAUUAUUAGCGACCAAGGUGUUCGUUUUUUUCACCACUCAUUUUUUGUAUCUAACCAAAUUGCAAGAUUUAUAUUGUAAUGUUGUCAACUACCAUUUCGAAGCAAUUGAGGUAAAUUCCGAUAACGAAAAAUUAUCCAGAUUGAUCUACACUCAUCGUUUAGUACCAGGAGUGCUGAAACUAGACCAUUAUGGCCUGAAAUUAGCUCGAAGCACCGCAUUACCUGAGAAAGUUCUCGAUUUGAGUGAAAAUACAGCCAAGAAAUUAGCCUCGCAAUGGAAGGUGACCCCAGUAGCCGAAAACAGUCUCAGCGAAGAUAAGCAAAUCGACAACAUCGUGUUAACAAUGGUCGAAAUGCUCAAAGACAAUACCCUCACUCUACAACACGUUCAAGACAUUUGCGAAUUCGCGAUAUCUCUGAAUCUAUCCCUGGUUCAAGAACUCAUCGCGAAAAUACAACGAAAAAAGCAACUCCGUUCUCAGAUUCCAAUCCCUGACAACUACGUAACAUCUCCCCCAAUGGAAACCAAUCACGACGAAGAAGACCCUAAAGAAGAUUCAGUCAGCGAUUACGAAAUGAGCCCCGAACAGUCUUCGAUUAACAGCUUCCGCAGUCCGAGUCCUCGUCCAACACCUGUAAAUUACCGAAUUCCUGCGCAGGAUGAAGAAUCGAUGGAAUACGAGCCAUCGGAGGAUGAGAAUUUGGAACCGAUGUCGCAAUUUUCCACAUCUAGUAUCGAAGAACCGGCUUUGAGCAGUAACGGUAUCAGUCCUCAGAUGAGUUCGCUUCGUAAGAGUACCACUCCUUACAGUGCUACGCCCGAAUCCUCGAGUAGUGCUGGAAAUGUAACCUUAGGGUUCGUUAUGCAGAGAAAAGUGUUCGAAAUGGAGCCGAUGUACGAUGAUAAGUUUUGGCGUAUGAAUGAAACGACUUUUACGUUUCAGAGUAUUAGGAAAUCGAAGAAGAAAAACGCCCAAUGCCAACCACCACCGCCUUAUUUUGGAGGUGUUUGAAAAGAAUAUAUUAUCGAUGUUUUACAAUAACAGAAUUAUUACGACUUGAGCGAGACGAUGUUGAUUCGAGUUUUAUCCCAACAUUAUUGAGGCGAGCUGAUAAAUAUGUCUUUCAUUUCCGAUUUCGGAUCCUCAUCGAACGAUAAAUUACCGGUCAGCAUUUUACGUCAAACUUUCAGCUUUUUUUCCUGUGAAAAUGAAACGAAAUUUUUAAUCUAGUUAAAUUUUUUAAGUAAUGUCGAACAUUCAUAUAAGUAUUUAAUAAAUGUACGUACUUCUUAUCAUCCUUAGGA